Hansenula ciferrii is the source of this 492-nucleotide messenger RNA. RefSeq names its product Alb1p (gene ALB1). The record is from RefSeq and is a predicted model, not a curated record. The transcript has a single exon. Bases 1 to 492 code for a protein of 163 amino acids. NCBI's taxonomy places the organism in Eukaryota, Fungi, Ascomycota, Saccharomycetes, Phaffomycetales, Wickerhamomycetaceae.
AUGCCUUCAAAAAAUUCUAUUAAUGUCGCAAAACAAACAGAAACUCAAGCUCGUAAAAGAGCUGCUUUAGCUAAGAAAAGAGCUGAUAGAGCCAGAAAAGGAUUAACAGCACCACCAAGAAGUGCAAAUGAUUCAAGAUCAGGUAGACCAAAAUCAACUGCUGUUGCUUUAUAUUCAGGUGCCCAACCAGUCGGUAGAGUUACUACUACUACUUUAUCAAACAAGAGACUUCAUAAAAUUGAAAGAAACAAGAAAUAUGUUGCUAAAAGAAGAGAACUUGAAGAUAAAUUAUUAAUUGAUGCUACAGCACAAGCUGAAGAACAAAUGGAUGUUGAUGAUGAAGAAAAACCAGCUAAAAAAGACAGUCAAGAUACCAAAAUAAAUAGCGUCAAAGCUGCUUUAUGGUCAGUUAUUGAAGAUAGUACCUCUGAUUCUUUAGUUGUUGAUUCAACUGGUGAAGGUACAACUUUAGGUGGUCCAAGCUUUUUUUAA